UGACCAGGAGAAUUUUCAGCAUCUAUAAAGCAAGCCAACCACGCAGGCUAAAGGUGGUGAUAUAUCUUCAGUGGCUCUCAAURUUUUUCAACCUUUGGCUAUAUGAAAAAAAAUAGUUUAGGUAAGAAACGUCAGAGUCUACUGACCACAUUAUUAGCAUAACCACGUCGUUCCUUACAUGCAAGUGACUAGGACGUCGCUUUCUUGGCUUUUCUACCCAUAAGAGCCAACCAAACGUAUUUCAGUGUCUUCGUGCAUAUUGGCCUCGUUGUUUUUCAAGUAACAGGAAUUGUAGCAAGAGAAAGUGUGCAAGGAAUUCUGGUAGUUGUAGUCGUGAUGCCAUAUAUAAUUCAAAUAUCCUAUUCGCCUCUUUUUCGUAUACCACAGAGCAGGAAUGAACUCCAAGCCCUUGUCUCCAACCGGUUACGCCUUCGUGACGUGCUACCUAGGAAUCUUACUUGUCGCGGGAGUAAUAAGUCAAAUCAUCACCAUCAAAGUCCUUCUUGUUAAAGAUAACCGCAACAAACACCUCACACCUUAUCUCCUUAACAUCGUGGCCUCUAACGCUAUAAUCAUUCUUGGGAGUUUCCCAACGACAUUCCUAUCAUCUUUGAACAACGGAUGGUACUUCGGCGAUGCUGUUUGUCGUCUCGAUGGCUUGCUUACUGGCAUUGGAUUUACAGCAAUGAUUGCUACUAUGACUUAUAUCACAAUCAAAAUAUAUUUAAUUGCCAAGAACCAAUACCUUGUGAUUAAUGCAGAGACGCCAGUGCAAUGUGGUCGACCCUAUAUGAAAAUCCUGAUUGCAAUCUGGGUCUACUCUAUUAUUGCUAUUAUGCCCCCAGUUGUCGGACUCACCAACAUGGUGCUAGAGGCGGCUAAAACUAACUGUGUUCCAGACUGGGCUCCCAAACGCGUUCCUGAUAAAAUCUACAUCGUAGGACUUACACUCGUGGCAUAUGUUUUACCCGUAUCCGUGUCCUUUGUGUAUCUCUGGAAAACUCGCCUCAUUAUUUCGUUGCACAUCAACUUGAUGAAUGACCGCUUCAUGAACUUAAAACUUGGGAACUUGAAGAACAUUUACAGGAUGUCCGCGUUUGCUGUAUCCUUCUUUGCUAUUGCUUGGUUACCUUAUGGACUGUAUGUCUUUAUAUCUGUUAUAUCAGGAAAAGAGGAUUUUGGUGUGGAAGCUACGUUGGUGCCCGCCUUAACUGCAAAAUCAAGUGUGGUUGUCAACCCAUUCAUUUAUGCCGUCGUUCUACCAAAAUUUCGGCACUCGAUCUUGAAAAUACUUGGACUACGACGACGAAGUGGUGGAUCGAAUUCUAUGAGAAGUUUUGUCCAUGAACCCGUGACAGAAAUGGAAACCCUUAGGAGUGCGGGUGUUACACGCGCGAAUUCACGGGCUCGUGGGAAUGUGUGUAAAUGUGGGAAGGUGUUUUAAUAGAGUGCACGCACUAAAACCGUGAACAUUAAA
Molecule: messenger RNA, 1477 nt
Organism: Actinia tenebrosa (Australian red waratah sea anemone)
Lineage: Eukaryota; Metazoa; Cnidaria; Anthozoa; Actiniaria; Actiniidae
Product: rhodopsin-like
Biological process (GO): G protein-coupled receptor signaling pathway
Cellular component (GO): membrane
Molecular function (GO): G protein-coupled receptor activity
Source: RefSeq, a predicted model, not a curated record